AUGUUCAAGCCAAAAGCACGGUUCUGCGCGGCAAAUGGUGUAUUGUUGAAUUGGGAUAGGCAUCACAUCAUCAUGGAAUCGGGUCUAAGGCAUUUUGAUGAGAGAUAUGAUCCAGAGUGCUGGGGAUGUAUGGGUCCUCGCUUGAUGGGUAUAUUAAUUCCCCGAUAUCCAACCACUUUAACGUUGCUGGCAGAGAAGUUGUUCUAUCCUGUGCAUUAUCGAGAGGCCAAACGGUAUCUCUGCCAGUCCAGCGAAGCGGGGUGCGCAAAAAUAAUGAGGAAUGCGGUUGGCUAUCAUAUAUACGGUAAUAGUGUAGCGCACGAGGGUGUGAGUCCAGGCUCACUGGCGGAUUGUGUUAUGAACAACGUACGGUUGGAAAGAGACGGUAACAGCGCUUUAAUAGUGAGGAAGCAGCAGCGAACGGCACUGUAG
Molecule: messenger RNA, 432 nt
Organism: Sphaeroforma arctica JP610
Lineage: Eukaryota; Ichthyosporea; Ichthyophonida
Exons: 1
Coding region: 1-432 (143 amino acids)
Source: RefSeq, a predicted model, not a curated record